ACUCGGACUACUUCGGUCAGUAAAUUCCUCGGAGACCUCGUCACCACCUGACCCAAAGCUGACCUCCUCAAGGUGAUGUGAUAGAAAUCCUGAUGAAGAAUCACCAUAUCAUCGCCAUGGAUACCCGUGGUCACGGCCGCAGCACCAUGGACAGUGUGCCGUUUUCCUACGAACUCUACGCCAGCGACGCUGCCGGCCUGCUAGAGUCCCUGGGCAUCGCCAAGGCCGCCUGGGUAGGCUGGAGCGACAUGGCAAUGGGGACCUACGCCGCGCUGAUGGAUGCGCACAACAGUUCGUUGAUAGACCGGGCCUUCGCUUUUGGCGGUGGUCAUGAAGUUGCCUCUACCAAUGCCAGUUUCACAUCGACAGCUAUUUACGGCGAGUUCGUCACGCGCGCACAGCAGGAGUACCAAAAGUUGCAGCCGAACGGCAACUUGACGGCUUUCGCCAACGCGGUGGCAACCUUGGAGGGCACACAGCCCAAUUGGGCACAGUCCGAUUUCUCCAAGAUCAAGCUGGGAUCCAAGGUCACCGUCUCCGAUGGACAGUACGAGGAGGCGAUCGUGCUGAGCGAGCCUGCACUACUACAUAGCUGGAUCAAGGGAAGUCGGCUUGCGACGAUGACGAAUGUCAGUCACUUUGCUCCAGUUCAGGACCCGGUCCAGUUUGCUGUCAAGGUUGAAUCGUUUCUCAAGGCCUGAAGAACAGAAUAUAUAGUGGACGUCACUCAUAGCAUUAUGCAAUCAGGCACUCUAUACAAAAUCGCUGACACACUAUGAGACACAUUCACCGUUCUGUCAAUUACGUUGAGAUGUUGUUUUAUUUUUAUUUUUAAAAAGCUUUAGUGGUAGCAGCAUGUGACGAUGACGACGAAUCUUCCGAGGUCAAAGUUUAUACAUACAAUAUGCGACCA
Molecule: messenger RNA, 913 nt
Organism: Truncatella angustata
Lineage: Eukaryota; Fungi; Ascomycota; Sordariomycetes; Amphisphaeriales; Sporocadaceae
Product: Alpha/Beta hydrolase protein
Exons: 1
Coding region: 93-701 (202 amino acids)
Source: RefSeq, a predicted model, not a curated record